GUGUCGGCCCCUAGCAACACCACCGAACAGCAACAUUUACAUGUAGCCAGAUAUGAAAUAUUGUAAUAACGAGACAGUUGUCUGAUCAUUGAAGUAUAAAGGAAAUAUUCAUCCCGGUAACUCAGCUUUCGGUAAUAGGGGCAAGAUGCAGUCGGAGGAUGCACGGUAUUUAAAAAGGAAAGUGAAAGGAGGAAAUUUGGAUGUUCACCCAACUGAAAAAGCGCUUGUGGUUCAGUAUGAAGUGGAAGCCACUAUACUGGGAGAAAUGGGCGAUCCAAUGCUCGGAGAACGGAAGGAAUGCCAGAAAAUCAUUCGCCUCAAAAGCCUAAAUGCCAACACUGACAUCGCCUCACUAGCUCGCAAAGUGGUAGAGGAGUGCAAACUUAUACACCCCUCCAAACUGGCAGAAGUGGAGCAGCUGUUGUUCUAUCUUCAGAAUCGCAGGAAGCCCAGCGGUAAAGAGAAAAAAGAAAAAAGACCAAUCAAACCGAGAGAUCUAACCCCAUUCGAAGGGAUGGAGAUUGAUGAGGAGGCCAACAUCAACAACAUUGACGACUAUGUGGAGCUGCUGUAUGAGGACAUCCCUGAGAAAGUCCGGGGCUCCACCCUCAUCCUCCAGCUGGCCCGCAACCCUGACAAUCUGGAGGAGCUGCUACAGAAUGAAACCGCCCUGGGAGCCCUGGCCCGGGUCCUGAGAGAAGACUGGAAGCAAAGCGUGGAGCUGGCCACAACCAUCAUCUAUGUUUUCUUCUGUUUUUCGAGCUUCUCUCAGUUCCACGGGCUGAUCACUCACUACAAGAUCGGGGCGCUGUGCAUGAACAUCAUCGAGCACGAGCUCAAGCGAUACGACCUGUGGCAGGACGAACUGCAGAAGAAGAAAAAGGCUUGUGAAGAUGACCCUGAUAACCAGAACCUGAAGAAGGAAUAUGAGAAAGCUUUCAAGAAGUACCAAGGCCUGCUGACCAAGCAGGAACAGCUACUGCGAGUGGCUCUGUACCUGCUGCUCAACCUGUCCGAGGACACACGCACCGAGCUAAAAAUGAGGAACAAGAACAUCGUCCACAUGCUGGUGAAGACCCUGGACAGGGAGAACGCCGAGCUGCUGGUCCUCGUGGUCUCCUUCCUCAAGAAGCUCAGCAUCUUCCUGGAGAACAAGAACGACAUGGCUGAAAUUGAUACCAUUGAGAAGCUGGCCAAACUGGUUCCAUGUGAACACGAGGACCUGCUGAACAUCACCCUUCGCCUCCUCCUCAACCUGUCCUUCGACACUGGCUUGCGCAACAAGAUGGUGCAAGUUGGGCUGCUGCCAAAGCUCACCACGCUGCUAGGUAACGAGACCCAGAAACAGAUAGCAAUGUGUAUCCUCUACCACAUCAGUGUGGACGACAGAUUCAAGUCCAUGUUUGCUUACACAGACUGCAUUCCACAGCUAAUGAAGAUGCUCUUUGAAUGUGGUGAAGAGCGAAUAGAUGCCGAGCUCAUAUCUUUCUGCAUCAACCUGGCAGCCAACAAGAGGAACGCCCAGCUCAUCUGUGAAGGCAAUGGCCUAAAGAUGCUGAUGAAGAGAGCGUUGAAACUGAAGGACCCUCUGUUAAUGAAGAUGAUCAGGAACAUUUCUCAGCAUGACGGUCCACCUAAACAUUUAUUCAUAGAUUAUGUCGGGGACCUGGCGGCCCAGAUCAGGCAAGACGAGGACGAGGAGUUUGUGAUCGAGUGCCUGGGAACCCUGGCCAACCUCACCAUCCCCGACCUGGACUGGGAGCUGGUCCUAAAGGAGUACAACCUUGUGCCCUACCUGAAGGACAGGCUUAAACCAGGCUCAGCUGAGGACGACCUGAUCCUGGAGGUGGUGAUCAUGAUCGGCACCGUCUCCAUGGAUGACUCGUGUGCCGCUAUGCUGGCCAAGUCAGGCAUCAUCCCAGCACUGAUCGAGCUUCUGAAUGCCCAACAGGAAGACGACGAGUUUGUCUGUCAGAUUGUCUACGUCUUCUACCAGAUGGUGUUUCACCAGGCAACCAGAGACGUCAUCAUCAAGGAGACCCAAGCCCCGGCUUACCUCAUCGACCUGAUGCACGACAAAAACGCAGAAAUCCGGAAGGUGUGUGACAACACUCUGGAUAUUAUUGCCGAGUAUGACGAGGAGUGGGGCAAGAAGAUCCAGAGCGAGAAGUUCCGCUGGCACAACUCCCAGUGGCUGGAGAUGGUGGAGAACCGGCAGAUGGAUGAGGCCGAGCCCUUCAUGUACGGGGACGACGGAGAGCCCUUCCUCCACGACGGGGACAUCCUGGAGCGCCCUGACCUCUUCUACAGCGCCGAUGGGAUAAUCCCAGCGGAUGGCGCCAUCAGCCCGGAGUUCUUCAACGAGUUCCACACUCAGAAUGGAGACACAGGUCCGCAGGCCUUCUCCGGCAGUGCGGGUGGGGAUGGAUUUGGACCAACGGCAGGAACUCCGGGGCGUCCUGCCACAGCCUAUGGCUAUCGUCCGGAUGAGCAGUUCUACUACGGAUACGGAUCCAGAUAAACCCUUUGCACUUGGUUCAUCCGCAUGUCCUGUAUUCGGUUACACUAACCAUAGAGACGCCUCACAUACCUGCAAGUCUGACCACUGAUUAAGUUGCAUUAAAAUUUAGGACAUCCACGCCAGACCCCUUCUUAACUAUUCUAGUCCAGGAUGUGAAGAGAAUGAAACUGUCUGGACAGCCCUCACUUUCACCCAUUUCCUCUGUCCUUCUCUGGCUGUCAUUGAGCUCUUCUGCUUUUAUUGGUGUACUCAUAUAACUGUAAAUGUUCACAUUCAGUAUAUUACACAUCUGAGACCAUUUAUUAGAUUAAGCAGUAAAUAUAGACGGUAAUGGAAGAGUCGCGACUUUUCAAAGAAAGUGCAAGACCUCUGGUGAAGUUGCCCAUUUCCAUCUUCAUUUCAUUUUAACACAUCCAGGUGGAAGACUGGAGAAUUUCCCUUUCAGAAGUAGUGUCACGACAUCCAUGAAACCACCUUACACCCCACCAAAUUUAAUGCACUAUCCAUUGCUCAUUCAUAGAACACUAAUCCGUGUUAGGCACGAUCUUGCGUGGCUCUUGGUCUAAACCAAGCCACCCGAUAGUAUUGCAUGGUAGAAGAAAAAUGUUAGAUUUUGAUAUGCUUGUGUGAACUUAUUUAAGGUGGAGACACUGUAGGUCUACUGUUUGUAUACGCGUUUCUGCCUGUGACACACAGAUGUUCAGUGAAUUGUGGAUCACAGAGGUGACGGCUUGGAGAUGGCGGAGCAGGCACUACAAAGCCUUUGUAUCUUAUUUGAGUUUUGUAUUUUUAGCACCAAAAAAUGACAGCUGCGCAUAUUAUUUUGCUUUUGUUACUGGUUAACAAGAUUACAUGUAUUAUUUCCAGAUUGUUUUAUACUAGUGUUGAUGAUUUCUGUUUUAUUUCAUAUAAUUGUCUGUUAUUUUUGUAUAGCACUCUUUAAGAGCCCAUAUGCUUAUUUUCAAUGGUGCCUGGAGCUCACCUGAACUACUGUAAUGAAAAAGCCUUUGCUGCUAUGGUGCAAUGUGAUAUUGUUGUGAAGGUCCAAUCAUCGGGACCAGGCUGAAUAAAGUGGAUGUUUAAUUGUG
Molecule: messenger RNA, 3609 nt
Organism: Megalops cyprinoides (Indo-Pacific tarpon)
Lineage: Eukaryota; Metazoa; Chordata; Actinopteri; Elopiformes; Megalopidae
Gene: kifap3a
Product: kinesin-associated protein 3a
Exons: 20
Coding region: 146-2521 (791 amino acids)
Biological process (GO): cilium organization; microtubule-based movement
Cellular component (GO): ciliary transition zone; axoneme; kinesin II complex
Molecular function (GO): kinesin binding
Source: RefSeq, a predicted model, not a curated record